AUGACUGAUUCUUCGAAUGAUGAUCGAGUAAGAUUUACCUUUAGGCAUCAAUCAGGACUGUUGAGAUAAGAAGAGAAAUCGAAGCUUUAAAAGAAAUCCUGCACAAUGCUACACAGUCGCCUUUAAAGCUGAUUUGUCAGUCACAAUCUGACAAAGUUUCUUUACUUUUAGAAAAGAAAGCUGUAAAAGAAACUGAACAAAUCCAAAAUUUGCUAAAAAACUGCCGAGAUGGCCCAGAAAUUUAUUUAUUAUUAGCGAAUUGCUGUCAUAAUUUUGGAGUCGAUGUAAAAAUCCCUGAAACGCUAUUAUAUAUAUCCUCUCAGCGUUUACCUAUUUUUCUCUAUAACCACCCUACAGGACCGAUAGUUUCUGAACAAAGUAGCAAAGCAAUUGAUAGAUUUUUUGAAAAAUCAGAAGGAAAUAUAGCAAUAUCUAAGUAUAAAGUACCUAAAUACAUCCAUUUUGCGAUGAAUGACAAAAUUAGGGUGUGCUAUACAGCAGAAGAAGCAAGAAAACUUUUUGAGGAAUGCCCUCAUUAUUAUCAUAGACUUCAAAGGUUUAUCCCACCUAUUAGCAACUAUGCGUCAAAGGUAAGAGUCCAUUGAGUUUAUAAAAAACCUCAAACGAUUUACAGUAUGUCAAAUAUAAACCCUAUUGAACAAAACUAUAUAUACCCUCGUCAAAAUUACUCAGUCCACCGUUUUAAAUUGAAAUCGAAAAUUUGUUACACAAUUUAAAAGAGGUUAAUUUUUUCAGAAAAAAUAAUGAAAAAUAGUUUUGUAAAAUUUAGCAGCUCACAGUGCUAGCUUUUGUUAAUAGCAUCCUGCUUUACUUAAAACUUAAAAUAGAACAAUUAUAGUUAAAUUUUCAAAUUGGUUAUUAAACUAUUUGCAUAGAAAAUAUUAUUUUUUACUUAAAAAAAUGAAAAUUAAAAGAUUAUAUUUUUUUGUUCAAAUUUAAAGGAGGGAGUCAAGAAAAACACAAAGCCGAAGCAAUAAAGAAAUUCCUUAUAGCUAUACAAGCAAUUUGCAGUCUAGCUCAUUUUCUGUUUCACUCCCUUACAAAAGCAUUUUUAAUGGAGGCUUAAAGCCUCAUACAACUCCUAUGAAAAAAAGAUCCCAUUUAGCAGGCAGUAAAUCACAAAUUUAUCUAAAUGAAGAUUUUUUAACCCAAAGCUAUUUUCUUGAAAAUCAUACAAAAGAAACCGACAAAAAUCCUUUUCAAGGCCAAAAUCCUGAGGAAGAUAACCAAUUUGAAUAUCAAAAAUUUGUGGUUCAGUAUUCCUUACCAGGGACCUAUAGAGUUAUUAUAAGCCACCAAACUAUCCCUGAGCUUAGCAAAGCACUUUCUUUGCUUUGCUUUAUUAUUAACAAUUUUUAUCUAAAAAAGGUAAAUAACCUCCAAGAGCUUUUUACUGAUUUUAUAAGAGACCAAAACAACAAUUGAAUUUUAUUGUCUUGCAAAGGCCAUAAAAUUAAAGGAGACUCGAAAGCUGCUAUAAAAAAACGAAAAAGUCUGCCGAAAGUAAAAAAUGAAAGAAUAAAAACAAUUCCAAAAAUUAAGCUAAAUCUGUCUACACAUAAAAUUAAUCUAGAAGAAGAAGGUGAAGAAAUUCUAGAAGAAAAUAGACCUUUAUUUGAAAAUCUUUUUAUGCAAUUUUGGGAAAUAAAUGCAAACCCUUUAAAAGUUUACAAAAAAUGCUGUAAAAAAAGAUCAUAUGAAAAAAAAUUUAUAGAACCGAAAAUAGACACCCUCCAGAGAAAACAAGACAAGAAGACUAUUAUGUUGAUAAGCUUGCUAAAGAGUUUGAAGAUCAAGCAAAUUUGCUUGAAAUUCAUCCAAAAUUGAAUUUCAAUUUAAAUCAGUCCUCUGAAGAGAACUUGAAAUUUUAUUUAGCCCAAAGACGGUCAGAUAGUUUGGGAAGAAUCCCCUAUAAUAUGAUAGGAAUUUCGCCGAAUAAGCCUGAUAAUCCAAUAACUAACUUUGUAGAAACAAAAAUAGACCCUCCAGUAAAGCCUGCAAGAAACAAAGAUAGAUUUAGAAAUCUGAGCUUUGUAGGUCUGGAAAAGGCUGAAGGCUUAAAAUAUAUUGAUAUUGCUUCAAAGCAUAUUGAUGAUAUUUCUAAAACCUUCGAUAAACGUGCCAAAGCUGCACACGAAGGGAGAAGUCGCAUUACAAACGUCUUUCUUCUAGCUACCCUCAUUAAAAGAAUGAUAUUUUACAAUCAGAAUAGCAAAAAAAAUUACUAAUAGGUUUUAUUAAUUAGCAGGAGUAAGAGAAUUUAUGAAAAGCUGAGGAAGCGUAGCUGAUAAACUAAUAAAAGAAUCUGUUAUUAGGCUGCACCGGCAUCCAACUCUAUCAAUGUUUUUUGAAAAUAGAAACGACCAAGAAAUGGACGCUCUUUAUAAAGGCUUAACCCACUGCUUAAAACCUAACCUUGAAAUAGGGAUGAGAUCAAAACUUAAGCGAACUCAUCAACCUUUCAAUAUAACUCAGAACGAAUUUAAUGCGUUUAUUGAAAAUAUUUCAGACACUUUUAAAUCGAGUAAUUUCGAUGACAAGGAUGUAAAUAUUAUUUUGGAUAUGCUCAAUUCUUUUCUACUACCGAUUAAUAAUAGUAAAUAAAUUUAUUAUUGGCUAAAAUCAUUAUUUUUUCUUAAAAAUAGGACACCUAAUAUAAUGGAUAUAAAGAUAGGCUACGAAUCUUUGAAAAAGAUAUUGUAAAAUAUCAGUAG
Molecule: messenger RNA, 2735 nt
Organism: Blepharisma stoltei
Lineage: Eukaryota; Ciliophora; Heterotrichea; Heterotrichida; Blepharismidae
Source: the annotation of a GenBank genome assembly